UGUCAAUACAUGAAACACGUUUUAAACUAUCAUGAUAAACUGACAGUCCGAGUACGUACAGAUACUUGAAGUAUACGAAUCUUUUCAACGGUUAUCAUAUAUGGAAAUGAAAGACUAUUUUCUUCUGAUUGUUUUGGUGACAAUAUUUACGGGAGAAGUGAAAUCGUAUCAAUUUGGUUCGACAAAGGUUAAUAAAUUGUCGUGUGAUAGUAAAUGGCUAAAAGUUUUGGAGGGAGACAAGAAUGGAAACGUUUUAUCUGGUAGUAAAGAGGAUCUUCGCCAUGCUGUAGUUUCUGGUUCAAAGAUUCGAAUUAUAUUGAACGAACUUUAUUCAACUGAUACACAAAACGUCUAUGCUUUGAACGGUGAAAUUUGCGCACAGGCACUUUUUCAUAUCAGUAAAGGGGGAUUUGAUUCGCAUCAAUCUAAUGUAUAUUGGUGGUUUCUGAAUGUGUGUACAACAGGCAAUGUGCAUAUGUCCCGUUGGUUCGUAGGAGUCCAUAAAUCGCCGUCGGAAAGUAAAGUUAAAUACAACAUACAAUGGUUUGCAAGGCAUUUAAGUUGUGACUCGACUCCGGCGAAACCAGUUCUUUGUACAACUGAGAGUGGGUUCCCAUACUGUGGUAAUGUAAACAACUUAAUAAACGUUAUCAGGCAUGGUGCAGAAAUUCAUGGAGUAGAUGCUAGAAGAGGUUAUGCUGUCGAGUUCACAAAUUUACAUUACAACAAGAAAAAAUCGUUUGUAUCUGGUACUCAUCUUUGGCAUGUAAGCCAAACUAGCGUUUCUAAUUACAUUGAGUUUCAGAAGAAUGUUUACUGGUGGUUUACAAUUUGGUCAACAGACGGAUCACGUGAUAUAUCAAGAUGGAGCAUAGGUGAACAUACAGAUCGAGGUCAUAAUUCCGAUAAAUUAAUUACCAGUGAAAUGGUUGGCCGACACUUGUUGGUCUUUGGCAUAUAAACACGACGAACAUGGCAAACCGAUCGAUGGUUCAUUAGAUUAUUUACGAUCAGCGAUUUUAAAUGGAAAGCGAGUAAGACUGCAUUAUCAUUCAGGUUACCUCAUUGAAGCCGAUGAAUUGAUUAUUAGAAAUGGGCACGUGACAGCGCAGGUUUUAGGACAUGUGUCAAAUAGUGGUAAGACAUUUCAUUCC
Mytilus trossulus (common blue mussel) is the source of this 1154-nucleotide messenger RNA. RefSeq lists its product as uncharacterized. NCBI's taxonomy places the organism in Eukaryota, Metazoa, Mollusca, Bivalvia, Mytilida, Mytilidae. The transcript is spliced from 4 exons. The record is from RefSeq and is a predicted model, not a curated record. The coding region runs from base 101 to 961 and encodes 286 amino acids.